GCCCCACAUGACCCCAGGUCAAGCGAGGCGGGAAUCGGAGUUUGCGGCUGCUGGGUCUCUUGGCGUGCGUUCUUCAGCUUUUGGGUCUGCACCUCUGAGCCGGCCCGUACCCUCCGGGGGAACCGGACGCCCUCGAGGCCGGAAGUGCUCCCGCCAGCAGCUAGCAGCGUGUGUUCCCAACUUUUCGGGCCUCUCGUGGCGUCCGCUUCCCGGCUUGCCCAGCUUCCGCCUGAGGUUAAUCCUGCUCCUGGCGCUGAGAUACGAAACGUGGUGCAAACAUGUCCCAGAUCGAAAAGAUGAGCAUUCUGGGCGUGCGGAGUUUUGGGAUAGAGGAUAAAGAUAAGCAAAUUAUCACUUUCUUCAGCCCACUCACAAUUUUGGUUGGACCCAAUGGGGCGGGGAAGACGACCAUCAUUGAAUGUCUAAAAUAUAUUUGUACUGGGGAUUUCCCUCCUGGAACCAAAGGAAAUACAUUUGUUCAUGAUCCCAAGGUUGCUCAAGAAACAGAUGUUCGAGCCCAGAUUCGCCUGCAGUUUCGGGAUGUCAAUGGAGAAGUGGUGGCUGUGCAGAGGUCUAUGCUUUGCAGUCAGAAAAGCAAAAAAACAGAAUUUAAAACCCUGGAAGGAGUCAUUACUAGAAGAAAGCAUGGUGAAAAUGUCAGUAUCAGCUCCAAAUGUGCAGAAAUCGACCGAGAAAUGAUAAGCUGUCUUGGGGUUUCCAAGGCUGUGCUAAAUAAUGUCAUUUUCUGUCACCAAGAAGAUUCUAACUGGCCUUUAAGUGAAGGAAAGGCCCUGAAGCAAAAGUUUGAUGAGAUUUUUUCAGCAACAAGGUACAUUAAAGCUUUAGAUACACUUCGGCAGGUACGUCAGACACAAGGCCAGAAGGUAAAAGAGUGUCAAACAGAAUUGAAAUAUCUGAAGCAAAAUAAAGAGAAAGCUUGUGAGAUUCGUGACCAGAUUACUAGUAAGGAAGCCCAGUUAGCAUCUUCACAGGAAAUUGUCAAGUCCUAUGAGAAUGAACUUGAGCCUUUGAAGAAUCGUCUGAAAGAAAUUGAACACAACCUCUCUAAAAUAAUGAGACUUGACAAUGAAAUUAAAGCCUUGGAUAGUCGAAAGAAACAAAUGGAGAAAGAUAACAGUGAAUUAGAACAGAAAAUGGAAAAGGUUUUUCAAGGGACUGAUGAGCAACUGAAUGACUUGUACCACAAUCACCAGAGAACAGUGAGGGAGAAAGAAAGGCGUUUGGUAGACUGUCAGCGUGAACUGGAGAAGUUGAAUAAAGAAGCGCGACUCCUCAACCAAGAAAAAGCAGAACUGCUGGUGGAGCAGGGUCGUCUACAACUACAGGCAGAUCGCCAUCAAGAGCAUAUCCGAGCCAGAGAUUCAUUAAUUCAGUCUUUGGCAGCACAUCUGGAAUUGGAUGGUUUUGAGCGUGGACCAUUUAAUGAAAGACAAAUUAAAAAUUUUCACGAACUUGUGAGAGAGAGACAGGAAAGAGACGCUAAAACUGCCAGUCAGCUCUUGAAUGACCUUACAGAGAAGGAAACUCUGAAGCAAAGUCAGAUUGAUGAGAUAAGGGACAAGAAGAGUGGACUGGGAGGAAUGAUUGAGCUGAAAACAGAGCUCCUCGCUAAGAAGCAGAGUGAGCUGAGGAACGUGAAGAAUGAGCUGCAGCGGCUGGAGGGCUCGUCCGACAGGAUCCUGGAGCUGGACCAGGAACUCUCAACAGCCGAACGUGAACUAAGCAAGGCUGAGAAAAAUAGCAGCAUAGAAACCCUAAAAGCAGAGGUAAUAAGCCUCCAAAAUGAGAAAGUUGACCUGGACAGGAGCUUGCGGAAGCUGGACCAGGAGAUGGAGCAGUUAAAUCAUCACACAACAACCCGCACGCAGAUGGAGAUGCUGACGAAAGACAAAACUGACAAAGAUGAACAAGUCAGAAAAAUAAAGUCUAGGCACAGUGAUGAACUGACCUCACUGUUGGGGUAUUUUCCUAACAAAAAACAGCUGGAAGACUGGCUUCAUUCUAAAUCCAAAGAAAUCAAUCAGACCAGGGACAGACUUGCCAAGCUGAACAAAGAACUAGCUUCAGCUGAACAGAAUAAAAGCCAUAUAAAUAAUGAGCUGAAGAAAAAGGAAGAACAGUUGUCCAGUUAUGAAGAUAAGCUGUUUGAUGUUUGUGGUAGCCAGGAUUUUGAAAGUGAUUUAGGUAGACUUAAAGAAGAAAUUGAAAAGUCCUCAAAACAGCGAGCCAUGCUGGCUGGAGCCACAGCCGUUUACUCCCAGUUCAUUACUCAGCUGACAGAUGAAAACCAGUCCUGCUGCCCAGUCUGUCAGAGAGUAUUUCAGACAGAGGCUGAAUUACAAGAAGUCAUCAGUGAUUUGCAGUCCAAGCUGAGGCUUGCUCCAGAUAAGCUCAAGUCAACAGAAUCAGAACUGAAAAAAAAAGAACGUCGCCGUGAUGAGAUGCUUGGGCUUGUGCCCAUGAGGCAAAGCAUAAUUGAUUUGAAGGAGAAGGAAAUACCAGAAUUAAGAAACAAGCUGCAGAGUGUCAAUAGAGACAUACAACGCCUAAAGACUGACAUAGAAGAACAGGAAACACUCUUGGGUACAAUAAUGCCUGAAGAAGAAAGUGCUAAAGUAUGCCUGACAGAUGUUACAAUUAUGGAGAGGUUCCAGAUGGAGCUGAAAGAUGUUGAAAGGAAAAUUGCACAGCAGGCAGCAAAGCUGCAGGGGGUAGACUUGGAUCGAACUGUCCAGCAGGUUAACCAGGAAAAACAAGAAAAGCAACACAAACUGGAUACAGUUUCUAGUAAGAUUGAAUUGAACCGUAAGCUUAUACAGGACCAACAGGAGCAAAUUCAACACCUGAAAAGUAAAACAAAUGAGCUGAAAUCAGAGAAACUGCAGAUAUCCACGAAUUUGCAACGUCGUCAGCAAAUGGAGGAGCAGUCUGUGGAAUUAUCUACUGAAGUUCAGUCUUUAUACAGAGAGAUAAAGGAUGCUAAAGAGCAAAUAAAUCCUUUGGAGAUAGCACUGGAAAAGUUCCAACAGGAAAAAGAAGAAUUAAUCCACAGAAAACAAACAAGCAACAAAAUGGCUCAAGAUAAAAUCAAUGAUAUCAAAGAGAAGGUUAAAAAUAUUAAUGGUUACAUGAAAGACAUAGAGAAUUAUAUUCAAGAUGGAAAAGAUGAUUAUAAGAAGCAAAAGGAAACUGAACUUAAUGAAGUUGUUGCUCAACUAAAUGAAUGUGACAAACACAAAGAAAAAGUAAAUAAAGAAAUGGGAACCAUGAGGCAAGAUAUUGACACACAGAAGAUCCAGGAAAGGUGGCUACAGGAUAACCUUACACUAAGAAAAAGAAGAGAGGAGCUAAAAGAAGUUGAAGAAGAAAGAAAACAACAUUUGAAGGAGAUGGGACAAAUGCAAGUUUUACAAAUGAAAAACGAACAUCAGAAGUUGGAAGAGAACAUAGACACUAUAAAAAGAAAUCACAGUUUGGCAUUGGGGCGACAGAAGGGCUAUGAAGAAGAAAUUCUUCACUUUAAGAAGGAACUCCGAGAACCUCAGUUUCGGGAUGCCGAAGAGAAGUAUAGAGAAAUGAUGAUCGUCAUGAGAACCACAGAGCUGGUGAACAAGGACCUGGACAUCUACUACAAGACUCUUGACCAAGCAAUAAUGAAAUUUCACAGUAUGAAAAUGGAAGAAAUCAACAAAAUUAUUCGUGAUCUUUGGCGGAGUACCUAUCGUGGACAAGAUAUUGAAUACAUAGAAAUUCGAUCAGAUGCUGAUGAAAAUGUGUCGGCUUCUGACAAAAGACGGAAUUACAACUACCGAGUGGUGAUGCUAAAGGGGGAUACAGCCUUGGACAUGCGGGGACGAUGCAGUGCUGGACAAAAGGUACUAGCCUCUCUCAUCAUCCGAUUGGCACUGGCGGAAACCUUCUGUCUGAACUGUGGCAUCCUUGCCUUGGAUGAGCCCACCACAAAUCUUGACCGAGAAAACAUUGAAUCUCUUGCACAUGCUUUGGUUGAGAUCAUAAAAAGUCGCUCGCAGCAGCGUAACUUCCAGCUUCUGGUAAUCACUCACGAUGAAGAUUUCGUGGAGCUCUUAGGGCGAUCUGAGUAUGUGGAGAAAUUCUACAGGGUGAGGAAGAACAUGGACCAGUGCUCAGAGAUUGUGACAUGCAACAUUAACUCUCUGGUCUCUUAUGUUCACUAACUUAUUUUGGUAAGGAACUAUGUCUGGAGGGUUUGAGAGGGUAUAAGGUCCUGAGGCUGCGUUGGUUGAAGGCUGAACUGAUGUCCUGAACACAGUCCCUACAGGCCUAGCCACCUCCCAGUUCCGCUCAGCCUUUUUUCCUCCUGCCAAAUGAAGGUCAUCCAAAUGAAUGUCACUUUUCAGAGCAAUGCUGGCUUGGGGGUGGGGGCUGCUGCAUUGGUGACUAUGGUGUGGGCAUUUUUAAAAUGUAUUUUUUUGGGGGUGGGCAUUUUUAAAAUGUAUUUUUUUUGUUGUUGUUGUUGCUUGUUUUUUGUUUUGUUUCUCUGUAUUGUUUUGGAGGCUGUCCUGGAACUCGCUCUGUAGACCAGGCUGGCCUCAAACUCACAGAGAUCCACCUGUCUCUGCCUCCCGAGUGCUGGGAUUAAAGGCAUGUGCCACCAAUGCCUGGCUUAAAAUGUAUUUUCUUUGAAGCUUUGAAGUGAGAUUUAAUAACUAGUUCUGCUUUAACAUGAAUCCAUGCGUAUAACCUGUCUGUCUGCGCCUAGGUCUCCCCAACUAAAGCCAUAGUCACUGAAUGGAGGCUGGCAGUGUGACAAAAGCCCUAGAUAAUCAUUGGAUGGAAUGCCCAGUUCCCUACCCAUGCAGCCUUGCCAGAUAGUUAUCCUGUCCUGUUUGUUAGAGAGGACAUUCCCCACUCCUGACCUGCUCUGCCCAUCAUGCAGAAGCCUGUCACUCUUCUCUGUCAUGUGUAUCCACUUGGCCUGGCCAUCGAUCCCAGUUAGUCUGCACAGCAGGUUCCCAUGCGGAUGGGAAGCUAGGCUCACCUACAACUGGAACCUGCUCCCCAUAACAGACCUGCCAGGGCAAGCCUCAUUUUCAUUCCAAAGGCCAUCCUACUGAAAUCCAGUACAUAUUCCCAUGGACUUGCCAGCUAACGUCUUUUGUGGAUAUUCUGUGUAGACAGGGUCCAUCAAAGUCACAUGCUUGCAGAUGACUCUUCCCAGUUCUGUCACUGAGCUGGUCAGGCCUGCUCUGAGCCGUCUGCAGAUCUGAUGGGCAGCAGCUCUAAACAGGGUCAUUUUCCCCACUCAACCUUUUCCUUCAGAUAUAUAAAACAGAUACAUAAAUCAAAUGCAUACUGAAAAAAUUGAUACAGAAAAUCAGCUUGAAACAAUUCUUUUGUGUAUAUAUAACCUUAUCAUUUAUUAAAGACAAAAGCAGAUAUCUGUGUA
Molecule: messenger RNA, 5449 nt
Organism: Mesocricetus auratus (golden hamster)
Lineage: Eukaryota; Metazoa; Chordata; Mammalia; Rodentia; Cricetidae
Gene: Rad50
Product: RAD50 double strand break repair protein
Exons: 25
Coding region: 279-4217 (1312 amino acids)
Biological process (GO): telomere maintenance via recombination; telomere maintenance via telomerase; chromosome organization involved in meiotic cell cycle
Cellular component (GO): nucleus; condensed nuclear chromosome; Mre11 complex
Molecular function (GO): double-stranded telomeric DNA binding; single-stranded telomeric DNA binding; G-quadruplex DNA binding
Source: RefSeq, a predicted model, not a curated record